AUGCUCCGUCGGCAAGCCCGCGAGCGUCGGGACUAUCUCUACCGUCGUGCAAUUCAACUGCGAGACGCUAGUAUCGCAGAGAAGCGGGCGCUGCUGAAAAAAUCGCUUGCUACCGGGAAACCACUCGACCUGUCGAUUGCCAAUGACAAUUCCCUGCGCAAGGAUUUGAAAUUCGAUGAAUCUCUGGAUCUCGAGAGUGCUGCUGCACAAGAGUCUAUGGACGAUGAGUUCUCGAUGCUGUCUGGUCUCUCCGACCCUCGCCCGCUGGUCACCACCUCCCGAAGCCCUUCGACUCGUCUUUCAACAUUUUCCAAAGAAAUUCGCCUACUCCUGCCUACUUCCAUCCGCCUGAAUCGAGGUAACUUGAUUCUACCCAAUCUUCUUGCUAGCGCAAAGGCUGCGGCUCUCACCGACAUUAUCCUGCUCCACGAACAUCGAGGCACUCCUACUGCAAUGACUAUUUCGCACCUGCCUCAUGGUCCCACGGCUUCUUUUUCUCUGCACAACGUCGUCCUCCGAGCAGAUAUCCCUGAUGCAUCCAGAGGGACGGUAUCCGAGUCCUAUCCCCAUUUGAUAUUCGAGGGAUUUACGACACGGCUGGGAAAAAGAGUCGUGCAGAUCCUCAAACACAUCUUCCCUCCCCGGGAUGGCCCACAUAAAGUCGGCAACCGAGUGGUCACCUUCAAGAAUGUUGAGGACAGCAUCGAGGUGCGCCAUCACGUUUUCGUGCAGACUGGCUACAGGGAUGUCGAAUUGGCUGAAGUCGGGCCCAGAAUGAGUAUGAGAUGCUUCGAGAUAAGAGGUGGCACUCUGGAGAAGGAUUCUGGCGGCGAAGUCGAAUGGGCUUUGACCCAAUACACGAGAACUAGCCGCAAGAAGGACUAUCUAUGA
Molecule: messenger RNA, 891 nt
Organism: Cladophialophora psammophila CBS 110553
Lineage: Eukaryota; Fungi; Ascomycota; Eurotiomycetes; Chaetothyriales; Herpotrichiellaceae
Exons: 1
Coding region: 1-891 (296 amino acids)
Biological process (GO): rRNA processing
Cellular component (GO): Mpp10 complex; small-subunit processome; nucleolus
Molecular function (GO): snoRNA binding; rRNA primary transcript binding
Source: RefSeq, a predicted model, not a curated record